GCGGAAGUCGUUGCCACCACUUUUUCGAAGCGCUUUCGGUGGUUCAGUUCAGUUCAGUAUAGUUCAGUUCGGUUCAGUUCCCAACGAGCUAUAGGGGUUCUCUUAAGACCUGGGAGACCACCACCAACAUAGCUCUCUCGCGUGACUUGCUCCGCCCCGUGGAUGCUGCUCGAGGGCUGGAAAUGCCGCAGGAUUCGGUUAACGCGUUUAGUCGAGCGCCGUGCUUCGAGCGGUGAUGAGCCCCCUUUCUGCCAACGCCACAUCUACAAAACAUCAUCGCCCAUUAUCAAGUGGAAGUGUUUUAAGUGUGAACAAAACAAACGAGAAAAGUACAUGCUAGAAGUCCAUACAUAUAAAUAAUAAAUAAUUGUGUGAUAACAACAUUAACAAAUCAACAAAAAAAAAGGGAAGGCAGAGUGGAGAAAAAUGAUACAGUUUCCAGAAAACAAAUACCAGUGCCACCCAGAACAAGUGUAGUGCAUGAAAACUUAGACAAAGGCACUAAAAUCUGCAUACAUGGGCUAAUUAAGGCUGCCCCAGAGCGACGAAUUUACAUUUUUGUGCGGUGCCAAUACAAAGUGAAUCCGAAACAAACUCCAUCUGGAUCCAGAGAUCCCCCCGCACCACCAGCAUCCCCAGAAUGUACAAAAUGUUUAGGAAACAUUUUCGGCGAAAACCAACAUCGUCGGCGGAAUCAACAAUAGAAUCGACAGCAGACAGCCUGAGAAUGCCCCAAAAGACGGCGACAAAAAGGCAGCGUCCGAGGCACCGGGAACCCAAAAUCGCUGCCCUGCCAUCGACGAUCCGCGAUUGUCGAUCAUUAAAGUCUGCCUGCAACUUAAUUGCUUUAAUUUUAAUACUGUUAGUCCAUAAGAUAUCCGCAGCUGGUAACUUCGAGCUGGAAAUAUUAGAAAUCUCAAAUACCAACAGCCAUCUUCUCAACGGCUAUUGCUGCGGCAUGCCGGCGGAACUAAGGGCCACCAAGACGAUAGGCUGCUCGCCAUGCACGACGGCAUUCCGGCUGUGUUUGAAGGAGUACCAGACCACGGAGCAGGGCGCCAGCAUAUCCACGGGCUGCUCGUUCGGCAACGCCACCACCAAGAUACUGGGUGGAUCCAGCUUUGUGCUCAGCGAUCCGGGUGUGGGAGCCAUUGUGCUGCCCUUUACGUUUCGAUGGACGAAGUCGUUUACGCUGAUACUGCAGGCGUUGGAUAUGUACAACACAUCCUAUCCAGAUGCAGAGAGGUUAAUUGAGGAAACAUCAUACUCGGGCGUGAUACUGCCGUCGCCGGAGUGGAAGACGCUGGACCACAUCGGGCGGAACGCGCGGAUCACCUACCGUGUCCGGGUGCAAUGCGCCGUUACCUACUACAACACGACCUGCACGACCUUCUGCCGGCCGCGGGACGAUCAGUUCGGUCACUAUGCCUGCGGAUCCGAGGGUCAGAAGCUCUGCCUGAACGGCUGGCAGGGCGUCAACUGCGAGGAGGCCAUCUGCAAAACGGGUUGCGACCCCGUCCACGGCAAGUGCGAUCGUCCAGGGGAAUGCGAAUGCAGACCUGGCUGGCGAGGUCCGUUGUGCAACGAGUGCAUGGUCUAUCCCGGUUGCAAACAUGGUUCCUGCAACGGCAGCGCCUGGAAAUGCGUCUGCGACACCAACUGGGGUGGCAUAUUGUGCGACCAAGAUUUAAAUUUCUGCGGCACCCAUGAACCCUGCAAACACGGCGGCACCUGCGAGAAUACCGCUCCGGAUAAAUACCGCUGCACAUGCGCCGAGGGCCUCUCGGGCGAGCAGUGCGAGAUCGUGGAGCACCCCUGUGCCACCAGGCCCUGCCGCAACGGCGGCACAUGCACCCUCAAGCCGUCCAACCGACGAACGUCGACGCUCGGCAGGAGCAACAUGGGCAGGCCGGUGAGUCGGCGCAACUCGAUGCGCAGCCUGGAUCACCUGCGUCCGGAGGGGCAGUCGCAGAAUGGCAGCAGCUCCUCGGGAAUGGGAAUGGGACUGGGAUCCCUGGGCUCCCUGCAGCUCCAGCAGCAACUGGACCCCGACUUCACUUGCGGCUGUGCAGCCGGAUGGACGGGACCGACAUGCGAAAUAAAUAUCGACGAGUGCGCCGGGGGUCCCUGCGAGCAUGGUGGCACAUGCGUCGAUCUAAUCGGCGGCUUUCGCUGCGAGUGUCCGCCGGAGUGGCACGGCGAUGUCUGCCAGGUGGAUGUGAAUGAGUGCGAGGCACCGCAUUCCGCCGGAGUGGCGGCCAACGCCCUGCUGACCACCACUGCCACGGCGAUCAUCGGGAGCAAUCUGAGCAGUAGUGCUUUGCUAGCUGCCCUGACCAGUGCGGUGGCCUCCACCUCCAUGGCCAUUGGUCCCUGCAUCAAUGCCCGCGAGUGCCGCAAUCAGCCGGGAUCCUUCGCCUGCAUCUGCAAGGAGGGCUGGGGCGGAGUCACCUGCGCCGAGAACCUGGACGACUGUGUGGGCCAGUGCCGGAAUGGAGCCACCUGCAUUGACCUGGUCAACGACUACAAGUGCGCCUGCGCCCCGGGCUACACGGGUCGGGAUUGCGAGACGGAUAUCGACGAGUGUGCCACGUCACCCUGCCGGAAUGGCGGUGAAUGUGUGGACAUGGUGGGCAAGUUCAACUGCAUCUGUCCACUUGGCUACUCAGGUUCUCUCUGCGAGGAGGCCAAGGAGAACUGCACUCCAUCGCCCUGCCUGCAGGGCCACUGCCUCAACACCCCCGAAGGUUACUACUGCCACUGUCCUCCAGAUCGCGCCGGAAAACACUGCGAGCAACUGCGUCCGCUCUGCUCCCAGCCGCCCUGCAACGAGGGCUGCUUCGCGAAUGUCAGCCUUGCGACAGCGGCGACAUCGACGACGACAACAACCACAUCGGCGACAACCACGAGGAGGAUGACCAAGCCAAGCGGAUUGCCCUGCAGCGGACACGGCAGCUGCGAGAUGAGCGACGUGGGCACCUUCUGCAAAUGCCAUGUGGGCCACACCGGCACCUUCUGCGAGCACAAUCUCAACGAAUGCUCGCCGAAUCCUUGUCGAAAUGGGGGAAUUUGCCUUGACGGCGACGGCGACUUUACAUGCGAGUGCAUGUCGGGCUGGACAGGUAAGCGCUGCUCGGAGCGGGCCACUGGCUGUUAUGCCGGUCAGUGCCAGAAUGGCGGAACCUGCAUGCCCGGAGCGGCGGACAAGGCUCUGCAGCCGCAUUGCCGAUGUGCACCCGGUUGGACGGGUCUUUUCUGCGACGAGGCCAUUGACCAGUGCCGCGGACAGCCGUGCCACAAUGGCGGCACCUGCGAGUCGGGAGCGGGCUGGUUCCGCUGCGUCUGCGCCCAGGGAUUCUCCGGUCCGGACUGCCGCAUCAAUGUGAAUGAGUGCUCGCCGCAGCCCUGCCAGGGAGGAGCCACCUGCAUCGAUGGCAUUGGCGGCUACAGCUGCAUCUGCCCAGCAGGACGACAUGGUGUGCGAUGUGAAAUUUUACUUUCCGAUCCCAAAUCCGCUUGUAUGAACGUAAGCAACACCAUCUCCCCCUAUACCGCCCUGAAUCAAAGUCAAAACUGGUUGGACAUUGCUCUAACCGGAAGAAGUGAUGACGAUGAGGACUGCAAUGCCUGUGUCUGCGAAAAUGGCACCUCCAGGUGUACGAAUCUCUGGUGUGGAUUGCCCAACUGCUAUAAGGUGGAUCCACUUUCCAAGUCCUCCAAUCUCUCCGGCGUUUGCAAACAGCACGAGGUCUGUGUUCCGGCACUCAGUGAAACCUGUCUCUCGUCGCCCUGCAAUGUCCGUGGAGAUUGUCGAGCCCUAGAACCCUCCCGACGCGUUGCUCCACCCAGUUUACCGGCCAAGUCAAGCUGUUGGCCCAAUCAGGCGGUGGUCAACGAGAACUGCGCCCGACUCACCAUCCUCUUGGCCUUGGAAAGAGUGGGCAAGGGUGCCUCGGUGGAGGGACUCUGCUCCCUGGUGAGAGUCCUCCUGGCAGCCCAGCUGGUCAAGAAGCCACCAAACUCAUCUCCCCAGGAGCAGGGCAUGCUCAUGGUGCUAUGUGAUCUCAAGACGAGCACCAAUGACACCGUUGAAUUGACUGUGUCCUCCAGCAAGUUAAACGAUCCCCAGUUGCCGGUGGCGGUGUACCUGCUGGGCGAACUCCUAAGCUCCCGGCAGUUGAACGGCAUCCAGCGUCGCAAGGAACUGGAGCUGCAGCACGCCAAGCUGGCUGCCCUGACCUCCAUUGUGGAGGUCAAGUUGGAAACGGCCCGCGUGGCCGAUGGAUCGGGCCACAGCCUGCUGAUUGGAGUGCUGUGCGGUGUCUUUAUAGUCCUGGUGGGAUUCUCGGUGUUCAUCAGUCUGUAUUGGAAGCAGCGGCUGGCCUAUCGCACCAGUUCGGGCAUGAACCUGACGCCCUCGCUGGAUGCACUGCGUCACGAGGAGGAGAAGUCGAAUAAUCUGCAGAACGAAGAGAACCUAAGGAGGUAUACGAAUCCGCUAAAGGGCAGUACAAGUUCCCUGAGGGCGGCCACCGGAAUGGAACUCAGUCUCAAUCCCGCUCCCGAAUUGGCCGCCUCGGCGGCAAGUAGUUCCGCCCUGCACCGAUCGCAGCCGCUAUUCCCGCCCUGCGAUUUCGAGCGGGAACUGGACUCCAGCACGGGAUUGAAGCAGGCGCAUAAGCGCAGCUCCCAGAUCCUGCUGCACAAGACUCAGAACUCCGAUAUGCGGAAGAACACGGUGGGCUCGCUGGACAGUCCGCGGAAGGACUUUGGCAAGCGGUCGAUCAACUGCAAGUCCCUGCCUCCCUCCUCCGGAGACGAGGGCUCCGAUGUCCUUGCCACCACUGUGAUGGUUUAGCCGUGAUCUCACCAAGCAAGCAACCAAUCAAGAAACCAACCAGCCGCCCACAGCCAGCUCAAAGUUCCAAUUGCCACAGCACGGGCGCGAUUUCCAAGUGCAUUAGUAGCUUAAAUUAAAUUAGGUAUAGGUUUAUACUUAGGGGUUAACCCACAGCGAAGUGGUUCUGCUGAAAAUCGAUUUUUUAUAACUCAAAUUAUGUACUCCAAAACUCCAAGUCUUUUUAGGUAAGAAUUGGUACGCAAACAAAUUAUCUAGUUAAUUCAACUUGGCCAACUUUAUUUGUAUACCUGAUCUUAUCUCAAGUCGAAAACAGUUUGAAUGGUUUAAGAGUUAAGAAAUACUUAAUUCUUUUACUUAAAGUUCUCCAUAAACAUAAAUCAUUUCUUUUUUUGUGGUUCAAGUAUUAAAAGUUUGACUUUUUAGUAAGGAUUUUUUGCAGAACCAGAUUGUUGUGGACACCCAAAAAAUACAAGUUAGCUAGUGUAAUUCCUAACUCUUCUCUUCGCUAAGCAACAUCCUACACAGUGUGAUAUUUAGUGUAACCCAGGCGCGCAUUUACAAUCAUUAAAAGGUAAAAAGAUAUAUAAAAAAUAAAAACUCCUUGGCUAGCACAAGCUGUAUAUAGUUCUCAUUUAGGAUCAGCGCGCUAUAUAAGAUGUAUAAGCUGUAAAUACUGUAAAUUAGCAGUUACCGUUAUUGUAUUUUGUCUAUAGAUAGCAUCCUAGUAUUAAACUAAGACCCAGCCGCAACGCGUUAGACUUUAAAAGUUGUUUGCAAUUGUACGCAAUAAUUUAGAUUUAGCAUCGUAGUUAGGUAGCUGUAUAACCGGGUAAGAUUCAAGCGAUUUUGUAUUGUAUUAUACCUAUGAGUGUAGUAAUAUUUAUUUAUUAUUUUAAUUUUGAUCUAGAAGCAAUAAAGCAAUAUCAAUAAAGAUAGUAAAAGACAUAA
This is a messenger RNA of Drosophila suzukii, 5809 nucleotides long. It is a transcript of the gene Ser, whose product is annotated as protein serrate. Gene Ontology annotation, biological process: multicellular organism development; Notch signaling pathway; cell communication. The record is from RefSeq and is a predicted model, not a curated record. Gene Ontology annotation, cellular component: membrane. Gene Ontology annotation, molecular function: calcium ion binding; Notch binding. NCBI's taxonomy places the organism in Eukaryota, Metazoa, Arthropoda, Insecta, Diptera, Drosophilidae.